AUGGCGCAUCUCGUCGAGCUUCAGAACGUCCGCUUUGAGCACCACCGCACAGGGCAGGCGCUGGGCAUUGGGAGUUGCUCCCCGCGCAUUUCCUGGCAUUACACCGCGCACAGCCCCGACUGUCGCGACUGGCUGCAAACGGCAUAUGAGAUCGAAAUCACCCUCGGCGGUCACACACGCGUGUACCGCGUCGAGAGCUCAGAAUCUGUCUUGGUCCCUUGGCCAGCUAAUCCUCUUUUGUCUCGCCAAAUCGCUCUCGUCCGCGUCAGGGGUUACGACAGCAUCUCUACGCCCACCGCAUGGUCGGCGGCUGCAACCGUCGAGGCUGGGCUUCUUCAGCUCUCAGACUGGAGUUGCCAAUUCAUCACUAGCAACGAGCCCGCGGAUCUGGACACGCCUCGUCUGCCCCUGCUCUUCCAGCACGAGUUUGUCCUCUCCCCCGCCUUGGUCUCGUCCGUCGCGCGUGCGAGGGUUUACGCGACUGCACACGGUCUGUAUGACCUCUCGAUCAACACGACUCGCGUUGGAGACCAGCUCCUUGCGCCCGGUUGGACCGAGUACGAUGCGCGACUCGAGUAUCAGACGUACGAUGUAUCCUCGCUCCUCCAGCCGGGUUUCAACACCAUUGCCAUCGAAGCCGCCGAAGGCUGGUUCUCCGGUCGCAUUGGAUACACCGGGGGCGAACGCAAUAUCUGGGGCACAGAACUGGCGGUCCUAGCAAUGCUCAUCGUCGACUAUACAGACGGGCAGAGCGAAGUAUUGGUCAAGACCGGCAACGGGUGGUUUUGGACCAGGAGCGCCACAAGGAGUGCGGAAAUCUACGACGGCGAGCACUUUGAUGCGCAAUAUGAUCCGGUCCAUGAUGGCCUCUGGAAGCCUGUCUCAACACUGGCUCUUGAUCGCCCCGACAUCCUCGCGGCACCUCUGGGCCCACCGAUCCGCGCGACCGAGCAGGUAGCAGUGCGCAAGCUCAUCACCAGCCCGACCAGGAAGAUUAUUCUAGAUUUUGGACAGAACCUCGUUGGGUAUAUUCGUGUUUCGGUAUCCGACGACUCUUUGCUCGAGGGCAAAACCAUCACCCUCCGCCACGCUGAAGUCCUCGACCAGGGUGAAAUUGCGACCAGGCCUCUUCGCUUUGCGAAAGCCACCGACAAGCUGACAUUGUCCGGGAAACCGCUGGAGUGGACUCCCAAGUUCACCUUUCAUGGGUUCCGGUAUGCGCAGGUCGACGGGCUGGAUGACUGGUCGUCGAUCACUUUCACGGCGAUUGUGAUUCACUCUGACAUGGCACGCACGGGCUGGUUCAAAUGCUCAAACCCUCUAAUCAACCAGCUGCACUCGAACAUUGUCUGGUCGAUGCGUGGUAACUUUGUGGGUCUCCCCACCGAUUGUCCCCAGCGGGACGAGCGACUCGGGUACACGGGCGAUCUUCAGGUCUUUGCCCGGACAGGAAAUUUCCUCUACGAUACAUGCGGAGUUUUGAGCACCUGGUUGCAAGGGGUGGCAGCAGACCAGGCCCGAGAUGGAAAGGGCGUUCCCCCCAUGUUCUCGCCCAACGUGCACCGCAAGAAGCCCAACUUCCGAGCAGCGGUCUGGGGAGACUGCACCGUCAUAGCCCCAUGGGAGCUGUACCAGUCCUUCGGCGAUGUGGACCUUCUUCGCACCCAGUAUCAAAGUAUGAGCGAUUGGGUGGAGAAGGGGAUCACGCGAGACGAGCGCGGUCUGUGGGAUCCCAAGUGCACCUUCCAGCUGGGCGACUGGCUGGAUCCCUACGCGCCUCCAAAAGAGCCAGCGAGGGCUGCCACCGAUCCCCAGCUCGUGGCCGAUGCAUACCUGGUUCGCGUUACGGACUUGAUGGCGCAGAUAUCCAAAGCCCUUGGCAGUCCUGAUGCCACAGACCGGUAUCUCCAACGAGCCUCGAGUCUCAGAAAGGCAUUUCAGGAGGAGUACGUGACCCCAAAUGGCCGCCUGGCUUCCGACUCCCAAACAGCGUUUGCCCUCGCCAUCUACUUUGACCUCUUGCCAUCGGCCAGAGCACGCGAGGUUGCGGCCAAUCGGCUCGCCUACCGGAUCAGAUACCAUGAUCGAUUCAAGAUCGGAACCGGAUUUGCCGGCACCCCCAUCAUCGGGCAUGCCCUCACCCAGUGCGGAAAGUCGCACAUCUUCUACCGGAUGUUGAUGCACAAGAAGAAUCCGAGUUGGCUCUAUCCGGUGACGAUGGGAGCUACGACCAUCUGGGAACGGUGGGAUAGUAUGCUGCCAGACGGAAGUAUCAACGAGGGCGAAAUGACGAGCUUCAACCAUUACGCGCUGGGGGCAGUGGGCGACUGGCUGCACAGGACUGUUGGUGGGCUUUACGCGCUUGAACCGGGCUGGAAACGGUUCGCUGUGAGUCCAGUGCCCGGUGGGGGGUUGCAGUUUGCCGAGACCCAGCACAAGAGUCCAUACGGUCGGAUCGAGUUCGACUGGAAGCUCGCAGGAAAUGGCCGUCAGCUCAAAGCGACGCUGCUGGUGCCGCCAAACACGGUUGCAGAGGUGCGCCUCCCAGGACAGUUGGUGCAAGAGGUGGGAUCCGGACGGUAUGAGUAUGAGGUGGCCAUUGAGCCCGGUGACUGGCCUCCAUUGCCCAUAUAUCCCCCGUACAUGCCCCAUGACGAUGAUAAGCCGUAA
Molecule: messenger RNA, 2670 nt
Organism: Aspergillus calidoustus
Lineage: Eukaryota; Fungi; Ascomycota; Eurotiomycetes; Eurotiales; Aspergillaceae
Source: the annotation of a GenBank genome assembly